AGUGUCACUCUUCUCACGUCAGCGGCUGUUUAUUUCCCCCAAAUUUUCUAAUUUCCAAUAUUUUCAUUUCCUAAAACAGUUUACGCCUCCAAUAAUGUCUGAUAACGACGACGACUACAUGUGCGAGGAGGAGGAAGAUUACGGUUUGGAAUACUCGGAGGACAGCAACUCGGAGCCGGACGUGGACUUGGAAAACCAGUACUACAACAGCAAGGCGCUGAAGGAGGAUGAACCGAAGGAGGCGCUGCUCAGCUUCCAGAAGGUGCUGGACCUGGAGGGUGGGGACAAGGGCGAGUGGGGCUUCAAGGCCCUCAAGCAGAUGAUUAAGAUUAAUUUUAAAUUGAGCAAUUUCACGGAGAUGAUGUCCCGCUACAAGCAGCUGCUGACGUACAUCAAGAGCGCGGUGACGCGCAACCACUCGGAGAAGUCCAUCAACUCCAUCCUCGACUACAUCUCCACCUCCAGAAAUAUGGAACUCCUACAAGACUUCUACGAGACCACCCUGGAGGCGCUAAAGGACGCCAAGAACGACCGGCUGUGGUUCAAGACCAACACCAAACUGGGCAAGCUGUACUACGACCGCGGGGACUUCAACAAGCUCGCCAAGAUCCUCAAGCAACUCCACCAGAGCUGCCAGACUGACGACGGCGAAGACGACUUGAAGAAAGGCACCCAACUGCUGGAAAUAUACGCGCUGGAGAUCCAAAUGUACACGGCGCAGAAGAACAACAAGAAGCUGAAGGCGCUGUACGAGCAGUCGCUGCACAUCAAGUCGGCCAUCCCCCACCCCCUCAUCAUGGGGGUCAUCAGAGAAUGUGGCGGCAAGAUGCACCUCCGCGAGGGCGAGUUCGAGAAGGCGCACACGGACUUCUUCGAGGCGUUCAAGAACUACGACGAGUCCGGCUCGCCGCGGCGCACCACCUGCCUCAAGUACCUGGUGCUCGCCAACAUGCUUAUGAAAUCCGGAAUCAACCCAUUCGAUUCCCAAGAAGCGAAGCCGUACAAGAACGACCCCGAGAUCCUCGCCAUGACCAACCUCGUGAUGGCCUACCAGAACAACGACAUCAACGACUUCGAGGCUAUCCUCAAACACAACCGGAACAACAUCAUGGACGACCCCUUCAUCAGGGAACACAUCGAGGACCUACUCCGGAACAUUAGGACCCAAGUGCUGAUCAAGCUAAUAGGACCUUAUACGAGGAUCCAUAUACCUUUUAUAUCGAAGGAGCUCAAUAUAGAUGAAAAGGAGGUGGAAAAUCUACUAGUCACUUGUAUUUUGGAUAACACGAUCAGCGGGCGCAUCGACCAGGUGAACCUGGUGCUGGAGCUGGCGGCCGGGCGGCGCGGCCUGGCGCGCUACGCCGCGCUCGACAAGUGGACGCUGCAGCUCGCCAACCUGCACCAGGCGCUCGUCAACAAGAUGGCCUAGCCGCACCACAUAACACACAUACCUCCUACUCUAUUCUACUACACGCCCGAUCACUACUACGUGUACAAUAAAUUCAAGUUCAGACACGUGUCGGUCAUGUUAGACGGACUUAUACUUAACAGAAAGACCCAGUAAAUAUAUCUAAUCGUACUCAAAAACGAUCUACCGGCUGCCGAAUUUGAUACAUAAUAAAACAUGCAAAAUAACUUCAAAAACGUUAAUCCGACUCACAUAUUACGCAUUCUACUACACUCCUCGGUCCUCGGAGUUCACCUUUCUAAUGAACCUCCACCAUUCUAAUCUAACCUAACUUAACCAUUAAUAUACUUAACAAAACAUAUAUCUUACAUAAAUUUCAUGCAUAGUGCAAAAUAAAAAUGGGAGAAAUUCGCGUGCAGGGUUAACGCCUUUAACAAGCGACGCGUGCAACUUGCGUCAUCUGCGUAAACGCUUGCACACGGUGCAUGUAACUUGCGCAUGUUGAAACCCGGGCUACAUGUGCAAAUAACACGCACCAGUUACUCGUACAUCGCGCAUGUACAUGCGCGGACUCCGUGGGCAAGUAACAGUAGUAGCUCGUGUACUUCUUGCUAGUAACGCAGAUCAUGCUGGUAUCUUGCGCGAGUGACUUGCACUGGCACAUGCUCAAGUCUUUCGUAGAGAGAGAGCGAGUGAGUCUUGUUGGGAAAGAGAAGAGUCAUGAAAUGUAUUGGGCCUCAUGCAUUCCACAACUCUUUCUGGGCACACUAACGGAUUUACUAAAAGGAACCAUAUGUUUGUGGAAUGAUACAAAAAGCUUAACCAGCCGAAGCAGACAUCAUUUACAUUAAUAUUAACAGGUUUAUGUCAUCUGAGGGCCAAUUAAACGAUGCUAUUCAAUUAACACUCGUAAAUAAAAUACAUGUUUUGUAUGAAGCACGUAACAAAAUGUCGUUUGUGAGUGUUAUGAUAUAAUUAUUGUUGUGACCAGUUGACGAUGAAAUGUAUUAAAUAUACUCUGGCAAACCCACUUUGUCAGUAGAAAAAGGCGCGAAAUUAAAAUUUUCUAUAGGAGAGGAUAACCCUUCGCGCCUACAAUUUUUAAAUUUGCCGCCUUUACUACUGACGUGACGGCUUGCCGAACUAAUUUAAGUGUUUCGCUAGAAGUCGUCGUCGGUUUUUAAUAAUUGUUAUAUACUUAAAUCCGCUAUUUUAGACACAUAAAUGAUGUUUCAUACAGAUUAGCUAGCUAAUAGGAAGCUAAUAUAAAAUAUGAAUAAUUUAUACUUUUUAAAUAUAUAUAUAUUUUUGAUUGAUGCCUCAUUGUAUCAUAUCAUGCAAGAAAGAUGAUUGAGAAAGAUUUCCUGUCUUGAAAGUGACAAUUACUUGUAUCGAUAAAAAAAUGCAAAACUACUCCUACAUGAAUCAUUAACACAUUCAACACCAAGAACCCGACUGUCGGGUACACUGUUCGUAGCGACUACGCGCUACAUACGACGAAACCGUGGCUACGCGCUACGAGCGUAACCCGUAGCACUUAGUGGUAUUGAAUGUGUUAAAAGUAUUUUUUUUAGAUAAUUUAAAUAUUAGUUUACUACAAGAAAUAAAUGUUUUGCAUAACGUAUUUGUUUAUGUAAAUUUGAAAGAAAGAAAGAAAAUACAUUUAUUUACGUCAACAGACAAGUUAAAUUACAAAUUUUAUUUCAUACAUAACAUACUAAGCGUUGUAAAGAAAAUAUUAGAUUGAAGAAGACAUGUGAUCUCCAUAUUGGCAGAUAUUGGUUUCAAUUUGCAAAUAUUCUAAUUGUAUUGUAUUCCGGCCCUAAUAUUGUUGAGCUGAAAUUUACUGAUAGGAUAGCAUUUGGAUGUUGUUUUAGUUUUUAUAAAGAUAGGCUUAGGGUCAGUUGCACCAUACUGUCUGCCACCGUCAAAGCGUUCGCUAAAGUUUCAUAGUUCAUUAGUUUCAUUACUGAGUGAUAUUGAUAAGUCCGCUAAAAUAGGUUGGUGCAACUGGUCCUUAUAAAUACUAAGAUAACAUCAUCUUCCUCUAGUUAUCCCGGAAUUUCGCCACGGCUCAUGGGAGCCUGGGGUCCGAUUGGCAACUAUUCCCAGGAAUUGGCGUGGACACUCAUUUUUACGAAACUGACUGCCAUCUGCCAAUGUACACAGAGGGUAAACUAGGCCUUAUUGGGAUUAGUCCGGUUUCCUCACAAUGUUUUCCUUCACCGAAAAGCGACUGGUAAAUAUCAAAUGAUAUAUUGGUAUAUACGUUUUGAAAAACUCAUUGAUACGAGCCGGGGUUUGAACCCGCGACCUCUGGAUUGCAAGUCGCACGUGCUUACCGCUAGGCCACAAGCGCUUCUAAUGCUGAGAUAACACACACACACACACACACACACACACACACACACAGAGAUGUGUUGAAAUAACAGGUUAUCCAAAAUAAAAUGUGUAAAUUUUAUUCAAGCUAAUGAAAAUAAAGUCUUAAAGUACACAGUCAUCCAUUAUCAUAAGUUUAAAUUGUUUCACAUCAUGGUGACAUUAACCAUACUUAAUUCAAAUAUUAUGUGUACAUAUUUUAAUAAGUAUAACGAUUUGAAUAUGGCACUUACACUAAAAGAAGUGUUCUUUACAUUAGGGUGGUAUUCCAUCUGUCCAAUAUCUUGGUCUAAUGUUAUUGCGUCUCACCCUCUCAUUAAGCAAAAUGUGAGACAAAAUACACAUUCGACAAAGAAAUUGGACAGGUGGGAUUACGAAGAUUGUACCCAAUGUACUGUUAAAACUAUGCUAGCAAUAAUAUUUCGUAGCAUUUUUAUAAAUUCAUAUUGGCGAGCGUUAUGUGUUUUAUUCGUCUUUAAUUAAAAAUCAUACUUAUUGUAAAAAUACUGUGAUAUCCAUAAUUAGAGAAACUGACAGCAGUUUGAAAGACUAUGAGAUUUAUGAAUUUAUAAAUCAUUUUUCUCGGAAAAUAUGUAAUGUUUAUCUAAUUACGAAUAUCACUGUAGGUGUAGACUGUAGCAUUUACCAAUGAUAUGACACUGCUACUUUUUGCAAAAUUUUCCUAUGAACAAAAAUAAAACUACUUAAGAAACCAA
Messenger RNA from Cydia fagiglandana, 4503 nucleotides. RefSeq names its product COP9 signalosome complex subunit 2 (gene alien). Gene Ontology annotation, cellular component: COP9 signalosome. The transcript has 8 exons. Gene Ontology annotation, molecular function: protein binding. NCBI's taxonomy places the organism in Eukaryota, Metazoa, Arthropoda, Insecta, Lepidoptera, Tortricidae. The record is from RefSeq and is a predicted model, not a curated record. Bases 95 to 1429 code for a protein of 444 amino acids. Gene Ontology annotation, biological process: protein deneddylation.